GGGUAGCGCAACGAGAAUAUCGUCAAUGCUUCGGAUGUGUGAAGCAUAAUGAAUUCACCGUGUGAUGACCACAAUGUUUCCUCUGGUGUGCCCUCAUUUCAUGAUGCCCUAAGUUUGUCAUGGUUAAUGAAUGGAGAUAAAGUGACAAGUGAUAGAUUGAAGAAUGCUCUACUGCCUUGCACUUCACCAGAAAAAUCAAGUCUCACAGAUUGGACUUCGACAACGCAAGCUGCAGCGGCAUCAUUUUUAAACAAACUCGACUCGUCCCAGCUUACUGCUGUGGUUAAUGCAAUAAGCUUGGCCGCCUCAAGGUAUCUUCCAAAGCACGAUUCAAUGCAACCCACAUCCCCUACAGAAAGCGUUUCUUCCAGUGACCUUGCGAGGCUAAUACAUUCAACACAGUCUUGUUCAAAAUCGUCGUACGAUGCAUCACAGCCCGUCGGCUGUUGGACAAAGCGGCGAAAAGAACACCCUCCUCACCUACCCACUAGUUUUCCCUGUAAUUCGGAUUUCACCGGAUAUCAGAGCGAUACAACUCACCUUCCAACCACGUCAACCUAUAGCCCCCAACAUUAUCAAAAACAUAUGGUUGCAAAAGAGUUGGUCACGCGCUCGACUAAUCGGCACAAGAAUGCGUUGUGGUCGCCCUCCUCAGAACUAAACUGGAGCAAAACAUCUAGUCGCAACGAUGCAUGUAGUCCUCCAAGCUCCUCAUCGCAUUUUCACAGUCCAACAAGCAAUUUUGACUUUGAGCAUUCCAUGAAUGGAGGCCUUUCACAAAUUGCAGAUCCAUCCUCCCGCACAAAAGAUGUACCUCGCGUGGAGCUGGUCGAAGCCGACCUAUGGCGCAGAUUUCAUAGUAUGACUACAGAAAUGGUAAUCACAAAAUCUGGCAGACGAAUGUUCCCCUCGUUCAAGGUCAAGGUCAGUGGACUGGACGCAAAUGCAAAGUAUAUUAUGUUGUUGGAGCUCGUCGCCAGAGAUGAACACCGGUACAAAUUUCACAACGGCAAGUGGACUGUAGCUGGGAAGGCAGAUCCGGAGCCAGUCAGGAAGCACUACAUCCAUCCAGACAGCCCAGCCACAGGAGAAGAUUGGAUGCACAAGUCCAUUUCGUUUCACAAAUUGAAGUUGACCAACAAUUCGACUGAACGCCAGCCAUUUCAAGCGGUGUUAAAUUCUAUGCACAAGUACAUCCCACGCUUUCACAUAGUGCGGGCAAACAACCUGGCCAACAUCAACUUCUGUGAUUUCACUACCUUUGUUUUUGACGAGACGGAGUUUAUCGCAGUGACAGCUUAUCAGAAUGAGCGGAUAACGCAACUGAAGAUCGACAACAACCCAUUCGCCAAAGGAUUUCGUGAUAAUGGAACCGGACGUCGUGAGAAAAAACGUCCUCGCACCCAAUAUAAUUCGAGCACCCACUCAACUGACUCCCCGGAAGAGGCCGAGUCACCAAAUGGUGUAUAUUUACAGACCAAUGGAAGUUCAGAUGAUGUCUGUCUGCUAUCAAGACAGCAACGGACACGAUUUCAAAGCACCAUCUUGACAGGAAGCUGUCCGUCGUCACAGAACACACCGUUCACUAUCCUCAGUGAGACAGGUGAUACAGUAAGAACCCACGGACUUCGUGUACCUCCGAUCUCUCCUCAUACGGACUUACAGGGAGAUUUGGGCGCUUUGAAAUCACCCUUAUGCAGUUCGUCCUGGAUACGAAAAAACUGGCAGGCGCUUGCGAAUUCAAAGGAUCAGCUCCUAUCAGGUUCCAAAUCACAACAUACUGUACACCACUGCCCGGUAUCAGUCAAUCCCGAUCUACAGUUGCAUAACUGGAGAGCAACAAACGCCAAGCAUAAAUCGGUGGAUGUGAUGUCCCCACCUAACAGUCUGCAUGGAUUCGGUGGCCCUCAUUUUCCAAACAGACCGGCUGCUGACCAAAUGGGGAGUCCCCCUUUCAACCUUUUGCCUAGUCCUGCCUUAUGGAACACAAUUCACAACUCACUUGGACCCGAAACAAUAUCUGCCUUGGCUACACUUUCUACCGUCCUUGGAAGUGCUCAUAGCUAUUUGGGUCACGCAACGCAGAUGGACAAAACAGCUCAAGAUGAGUAUCCGUUAACAGAGAGACGUGUACAAAUUGGAGGAACGCUUCCACUGAAACCCAAAAAUAGCCCAGACGUGCAGCCCUCCGAGUUAUGUUCAUUUAAAACUGCGCGCGGUACUGAUGAAAACGAUUCAAUGGGUAAAGCACGACCAGAUGAACCAAGUCUUAAACGUCCAGUCAUGUUGGAUGCAAAAACCACAAGGACUUCAGCAAAGAAAAGCUUCAACAUAAGUUGUUUGUUAGAUCCAGAUGAACCGAGACACCCUGACGAAUGGCAGUGAGGUACUAAACCCGGUUCACCGAAACUAGCAUCUCUUCAGAAGGACACAUUGACUGGAUAACCGUGUCUGUUAAACUUACUGUCCGACUAAAACGCACUGUGGAUUACCAUCCAAUUUCGGAGGAGUUUCCGAUCUUCACAAUCAACCUACGAAAAUGCUGCAUGCUUCGAUAAACUGAACAAGGCAAACGCUGUACCUGAUCCUAGAAACUAUUCUGCGAGCUUGUCAUUCAUUUUUUAUCAAACUGGUCAUGCUCUUUUGAGCGCGAGAGGAAACAAAAGGCCCACAACUAGCCAGUCCUCCAUCUUUAAAGUGCUUUCUCAUGUACUUUACAGUCUAGCCCACAUGUGAUCUAUUGCGAACAGGACACAGAAAAUGGCCUUUCAUGUAUGCAAAAACGCUUUCCAUUGAAAAGAGAAUUUCACUAUGACUCUUUUCCAAGUACAUUUUCACUUUUUUUUGCUUCAACCGCGAACAGCUGUCAAUAGCGCGUCACGUAUGUUUCCACACAUUGUAAAAAGAAGUGUACAAAACUAAGAUAAAUC
Messenger RNA from Opisthorchis viverrini, 2930 nucleotides. RefSeq lists its product as hypothetical. Gene Ontology annotation, biological process: positive regulation of DNA-templated transcription; cell fate specification; regulation of transcription by RNA polymerase II. The record is from RefSeq and is a predicted model, not a curated record. Gene Ontology annotation, molecular function: DNA-binding transcription factor activity, RNA polymerase II-specific; RNA polymerase II cis-regulatory region sequence-specific DNA binding. NCBI's taxonomy places the organism in Eukaryota, Metazoa, Platyhelminthes, Trematoda, Opisthorchiida, Opisthorchiidae. Bases 49 to 2385 code for a protein of 778 amino acids. The transcript has 7 exons. Gene Ontology annotation, cellular component: nucleus.